Messenger RNA from Chaetomium globosum CBS 148.51, 381 nucleotides. RefSeq lists its product as uncharacterized. Bases 1 to 381 code for a protein of 126 amino acids. The record is from RefSeq and is a predicted model, not a curated record. The transcript is spliced from 2 exons. Lineage: Eukaryota; Fungi; Ascomycota; Sordariomycetes; Sordariales; Chaetomiaceae.
AUGGCCAUCUCUAGGCCAGUUAGGAUCAACGUCGAAUCUAGAGAAGUGUCUGUCCGCGCGGCACACCACGAUUAUGGAAGAAGGAUAAACCGGCUCCCAGGUGUCGGUGUCUUAGUGUCGGGGAUUUCUGUGAGGGCGCACUGGAGCAAUGCGGACUUGCGAGAUGGCAUGUCUUUCGUCACAAGCAGCUCCGGCCUCGGGACAUUGACAGGCAACAUCAACAUGCACCAUCCUACGGUUGCAAUAUUCGUCGAACCCGGGCUUAAGGAGGGGAAUGGCCGUCAUAUGGCCAAUCUUGGUGCUGAGCACGUUGCAAGGGAGGAAAGUUGUCCGUGUCCAAAUCUACCUAUGGACAAUGAAGUGUCUAGCUCGUAUCGAUGA